AUGUCUACACUUGAGACCAUCGCUCUUCCUCACCUUCCGCAAUACCCUCUUUGCGUUGGGCUGUUCAAGGAUGUGAAGAACGCUACUUUCCUCCGUCAGCAGCUUCUGGCUGGCAACGCCGACUUUGAAUAUGCUUUUCUUGAUGCCUCUGUCGUUCUGUCUCGCAGGCACUUUCUUGCUGCCUCAUUCAGAGGUAUAAAUGAUUUUUCAAGCAAGCGUAUGAAGAGCCACAACGUCCACUCUGAAAUUGUCUUUUCUUUCUCACCCAACAACAACAUUGCCGAAUCGUUUCGCCGCUUUGGUAUUUCAGACACAACACAACAUGUCCUGGCUAUCAAAGUCUUGUCUGGCUCAAACAUCGCCGCAGAGUCUGUCAGCAAACAUCUACAAGAAAACAUUGACGGCGAGCAAGUCGAGGUAUCAGAUGCAAUCCUUGCUGAUCUAGCCGAUCAAGCGAGGCUCCGCAAGAUCUACAAGCUCAAUGUACAAGCCAAAAAGGGUGCUGCGAAUGGUACUACCUCACCAGUUUCUGAGAUCAAGGAGCUUGAAACAUCUAUUCUCGGCGUCAUGGCCCUCAAAGGUUCAUGA
This is a messenger RNA of Aureobasidium subglaciale EXF-2481, 588 nucleotides long. RefSeq lists its product as uncharacterized. The record is from RefSeq and is a predicted model, not a curated record. NCBI's taxonomy places the organism in Eukaryota, Fungi, Ascomycota, Dothideomycetes, Dothideales, Saccotheciaceae. Gene Ontology annotation, biological process: telomere maintenance via recombination; tRNA threonylcarbamoyladenosine modification. The coding region runs from base 1 to 588 and encodes 195 amino acids. The transcript is spliced from 3 exons. Gene Ontology annotation, cellular component: cytosol; nucleus; EKC/KEOPS complex.